Eucalyptus grandis is the source of this 2696-nucleotide messenger RNA. Its product is annotated as proline-rich receptor-like protein kinase PERK1. Gene Ontology annotation, biological process: protein phosphorylation. Lineage: Eukaryota; Viridiplantae; Streptophyta; Magnoliopsida; Myrtales; Myrtaceae. The record is from RefSeq and is a predicted model, not a curated record. Bases 152 to 1189 code for a protein of 345 amino acids. The transcript is spliced from 6 exons. Gene Ontology annotation, molecular function: protein kinase activity; ATP binding.
CCCCCCCUUCUCUCUCACUCCCACUAGCUUUUCAGCUCUCGCUCACACCAAACACAACCUGCCAAGUUUUCCCCCAUCAACUUCUGUAAUUUCCACUUUCCUUAGCCAACAGAGAAGUUAAGGAAACCCCCGGGCCAACCUCCGGCCCCUGAUGUUGUCCUCGCCGCCGGAGCCGGCUCCCGCUUCGGCGGCGGCGAACGGCACGGCUCCGGCGGCGUCGAACGGCUCCAUACCCGAUUGGCUGCCGCCCACCCCGCCGGGGACGCUGCCGGGGCUGAUAGUGGGGAUUGGGAUUGGGGGCCUGAUUGUGCUGGUUGGGGUCGGCAUUUUCGUGAUUUUCUACCGGAGGAAGAGGAGGAGGAAUGACCCUAUACAAGGGCCUAAAGAUGACCCUUCUGCUGGCCCAGCUCAGCCUUUUCAACCUAAUGUUACUCCAUCAAUUGACAAAGUUACAAAUUGGCCAAAGCCUAUGCCUCUGCCACGAAUUUUGUCGAAUCACCAAGGUCCAACUUCUUCUGAACAGUUCUCAACAACAGACAUGGGUUCAGCAAGACCUUCAAUACUAUCUCCUGGCAUGGCAUUAAGUCUUUCACAGAGCACAUUCACAUAUGAAGAGCUAAAAAUAGCAACGGAUGGUUUCUCCAAUCUCAACCUACUCAGGCAAGGUGGUUUUGGCUAUGUUCAUAAGGGAGUACUUUCGAGUGGGAAAGUAGUUGCAAUCAAGCAAUUAAAAGCUGGAAGUGGACAAGGGGAGAGAGAAUUUCAAGCAGAGGUUGACAUCAUCAGCCGCAUCCAUCACAGACACCUUGUUUCCCUUGUUGGUUACUGCAUUUCUGGUGCUCAGAGAAUUCUUGUAUAUGAGUUCGUUCCAAAUGGCACACUGGAAUUUCAUUUGCAUGGGAAGGAUCGCUCAACUAUGGCUUGGCCUAUGAGAAUGAAGAUUGCUUUCGGUUUUGCAAGAGGGUUAGCAUAUUUGCAUGAGGACUGUAACUAUGCUCUUUUAUACCUAUUUACUACCAUAAGUUUCGUGGUUCAUCUUUAUUUUAUUCACUUCUCAGGUAAUCCCGAAAUUAUUUACCGCGACAUCAAAGCUUCUAAUAUUCUUCUAGACUUCAAUUUUGAGGCAAAGGUUGCAGAUUUUGGACUUGCAAAGAUUGCUUUUGAUACAAAUACUCAUGUUUCCACUUGAGUAAUGGGAACUUUUGGCUACCUGGAUCCAGAGUAUGCCUCUAGUGGGAAGCUCACUGACAAAUCAGAUGUCUUUUCUUUUGGAGUUGUGCUUCUAGAGUUGAUAAGCAGCUGUCAUCCGAUUGACAAAACACAACCCUUUAUUGAGGAUAGCAUGGUUGAUUGGGCAAGGCCUUUGCUCACACAAGCUUUAGAAGAUGGCAAAUUUGAUGCCAUUGUUGAUCCAAAAAAUUGCACAAGGAUUAUGAUACUGAGGAAAUGACUCGGAUGAUUGCUUGUGCUGCUGCUUGCGUUCGUCAUUCUGCACGAUACCACCACAAAUGACACAUGUACAUUGCUAGUUGAAAAGCCUUUGUUUCAAUAUGAGAAUGCAUGUUUCCAUUUUUUCCUUAUAUUAUAGAUAUAAUCUAUGCUCGAUCAGUGGUUUUGCUCAAGUCAUGGGAUAUCACUUCAUUUGAGCCUGGAAAAAAAUUAGUUUCAGUAUCUCAGUUUGCUACAACUCGCUUUCCAGCAUGACCAUAGGUGCAGAAUGGUCUACUAGUGUGGAAUAAAAUUUGAACUUCAUGUAAUCAGGUUGUUCGAGCAUUAGAAGGAAAUCUCUCUCUGAGCGAUUUAAAUGAAGGAAUUGUCCCUGGACAUAGCAGAGCUUAUAGUCCUUAUGGAAGCUCAGAUUAUGACACCAGUCAAUACUGGGAGGAUUUAAAGAAAUUUAGGAUGAUGACCUUGGAAAGCCAAGAACAAGCCACAAGCGAGUUUAGUGUCCCCACUAGCGAGUAUGGCCUUCAUCCAUCCAGCUCAAGCAGUGGGUUUCAACAGACUACCCAAGAGGUGGACUUGGGGAAAAUGGCAGAGGAUGUUUGUCAUGCUAGUGAAGGCUUGUAAUAUUAAUAUUAACCGGGAGGCUAGGCCCUACUUCCACAGUUCCACGGUAUGUCUGCAAGAUCCAUGCUCCAAAGAUAAACAUCAUUCGGAAGAAAAAGUUGAUGCUGCGCUUUGGCCUGUGGCUGCAUGUUAUGAGUUAUUACUUGUAGAUUGAAAUGGAUUAGAUUUGGGAAAGGCAAAAAGUACAUCAGGUGUCGGUAUGUCUGCGUUGCUGACUUGAGUAGUAUAGUUUGAGGUAUUCUAAAGAUUGCCGUUGCUGCUAGAGAAAUGUAUAAGACUGGAAGGAUGAAACUCAAAAGUAGGAGGGAUCAUUUUCUCAUGAUCUUAUAGGAGCAGUGGGUUUCUGCAAUUUUUGGCUUGAAAGUUGGGAGCAACGGUGGUUCCGGUUCAAUUCAUUACCCUCAGAAGAGUUUCUCCAAUAAUCUUUUUCAGGUGCACACCAUUGGUAUGAUUUUAAUCAGCCUGCACUCUUCCCAUUACUUUUUGAAGAAUGAAUCUGCAAAAUUUGUUUAAUCCAAAUUGCUGUAGUUGCUCAAGUUCUUUACAUGCUGGUCCAAAUCGAUGCAGUAAUUUAUGUGGAGUUUUGUUCUUGAAACUGCUUAUGAAGUUGAUUAAGUUCGUGGAGG